CCCGCAGGCACCAUGAGCGGCCGAGUAGCGGACCUGAGCCCCCAGCAGCGGGAGGCGCUGGCCAGGCUCGGAACUUUGGCCUGCAGAAAUCUGAGGACAUGCUCCGGAAGCACAUAGAGUUCCGGAAGCAACAGGACCUGGACAACAUCCUCAACUGGCAGCCCUCAGAGGUGAUCCAACUGUAUGACUCUGGUGGUCUGAGUGGCUAUGAUCACGAAGGCUGCCCUGUGUGGUUCGAAAUCAUUGGGACUCUUGACCUCAGGGGUCUUCUCCUGUCAGCCUCCAAGGAGGAGCUGAUCCGGAACCGCAUCAAGCUCUGUGAACUGCUUUUGCAGGAAUGUGAGCUGCAGACUCAAAAGUUGGGCAGGAAGAUCGAGACGGUGGUGAUAGUGUUUGACCUGGAGGGGCUCAGCCUGAAACACCUGUGGAAGCCAGCUGUAGAGAUCUACCAGCAGUUUCUUGCCAUGCUGGAAGCAAAUUAUCCUGAGAUGCUGAAGAAUUUAAUUGGCAUUCGAGCCCUGGGCCCAUUCCCAAAGGCACCAGAUGCGCAGAUGAGUCAGGUUUACUUUGCUUGA
This is a messenger RNA of Suricata suricatta (meerkat), 575 nucleotides long. Its product is annotated as SEC14-like protein 4. Lineage: Eukaryota; Metazoa; Chordata; Mammalia; Carnivora; Herpestidae. The transcript is spliced from 7 exons. The record is from RefSeq and is a predicted model, not a curated record. The coding region runs from base 99 to 575 and encodes 158 amino acids. Gene Ontology annotation, cellular component: cytoplasm.